Pezoporus flaviventris is the source of this 2934-nucleotide messenger RNA. RefSeq names its product tRNA mitochondrial 2-thiouridylase (gene TRMU). Gene Ontology annotation, biological process: tRNA wobble position uridine thiolation. The transcript has 11 exons. Gene Ontology annotation, molecular function: sulfurtransferase activity. Gene Ontology annotation, cellular component: mitochondrion. The record is from RefSeq and is a predicted model, not a curated record. The coding region runs from base 37 to 1287 and encodes 416 amino acids. NCBI's taxonomy places the organism in Eukaryota, Metazoa, Chordata, Aves, Psittaciformes, Psittacidae.
AAGCGGCGGUGCCGCGGCCGCUGCGGGGCAGGGGCGAUGCUGGCGGGUUCGCGCCGCGUGGCCUGCGCCGUGUCCGGUGGGGUGGACAGCGCCGUGGCCGCGCUGCUGCUGCGCCGCCGAGGCUACCAGGUGACAGGCGUCUUUAUGAAAAACUGGGACCCGCUGGAUGAGCAAGGAGCUUGCUCCGUUGACAGGGAUUGUGAAGAUGCUUACCGCGUUUGUCAGAAGCUGGAUAUUCCUUUCCAUCAAGUUUCCUACGUGAAAGAAUACUGGAAUGAAGUAUUCAGUGACCUCUUAAAAGAGUAUGAAUUGGGAAGGACUCCUAAUCCUGAUAUUGUGUGUAACAAGCACAUCAAAUUCAACUACUUUCUUCAUUAUGCUAUGGAUAACCUUGGAGCAGAUGCAAUUGCUACUGGGCAUUAUGCUAGGACCUCACUAGAGGAUGAGGAGGUGUUUCAACAGAAACAUAUGAAAAGACCACAAAGGCUUUUCAGAAACCGUUUUGAAGUUAGAAAUACUGUGAAACUCCUUCAAGGGGCCGACCUCUUUAAGGACCAGACCUUCUUUCUAAGUCAGAUCUCGCAGGAUGCUUUGAAGAAAACCAUUUUCCCUUUGGGGGAUUUAACAAAAAGUUUUGUCAAGAAGAUAGCAGCGGAACACGGCCUUCAUCAUGUGCUAAAGAAAAAAGAGAGUAUGGGAGUAUGUUUCAUUGGUGAAAGAAACUUUGAAAAUUUCCUUCUCGAGUAUUUAGAACCUCAACCAGGUAACUUUGUUUCCAUUGAAGAUAAGAAGGUGAUGGGAAAACACAAAGGUUGGUUCCUCUACACCAUAGGCCAGAGGGCUAGACUAGCAGGCCUGAGGGAUGCUUGGUUCGUUGUAGACAAAGAUGUCAGCACUGGAGAUGUCUUUGUGGCACCAUCAAGAGAUCACCCUGCUCUGUACAGAGACCUGCUGCGGACAAACCGAGUGCACUGGAUAGCAGAGGAACCUCCCGCAUUGCUCGUUAGAGAGAAGAUGAUGGACUGUCAUCUCAGGUUUCGGCACCAGAUGGCACUGGUGCCGUGUGUGCUGACUCUAAACCAAGAUGGAAGUGUAUGGGUGACACUAGUGAAGCCAGCAAGAGCUAUCACACCUGGGCAGUUUGCAGUGUUCUACAAGGGUGACGAGUGCUUGGGCAGUGGGAAGAUCGUAAGGAUGGGCCCAUCCGUGUACACCAUGCAGCAGGGCAAAAACCGAGAAGAAGGUCCAAAGAAGGAAGAGAUUGAUAAGAUAGAACCAGCAACCUAACACGUGCGUUUGUUUAUUGAAGGACUUUGGAGAAUUUGCUGCCUGGGCAUAAUAAAACCAAUAAUAAGCACAUUUUUUUGUUGAUCUGUAUGUUCUUAAGGCCAGUUGACCAUCAGGUCCCAGCUCUUGACUUUUAACACUGAACAGGCUUAAAACUAAAGCCAGUUUGGUACAAUUUUACUGGUCUGAAUGGUGAUAUUUAUAUUAACAUGUAUCAAGGGAUCUCUUAAAGUUGUUCUGUAAUGGUAGUUACGCAUACAAGAAUUUUAAUAUAAAAAUUAUUUCUGAAAUCGUAAAUCUAUCUUUUAAAGUGUAUAUGAAAUACUUUUUUCUUACUUGAAGAUACCUGUCCCUAGGUGAAGUAUGUGUGUUGUUUUACAGUAAUGUAUGUUUGUGUUUUGAAUUCUGGCAGAGGAACGAAUGACAUUUGAGCAUUUUGAAUGAAGUCCAAGCAACAGGAGCUUUUUCACUUUAUAUAGUUUUUUAAGAAAUGGCUCGGAUUCUUCGCUGAGUUAAGCGAUGGUUUCAGAGGUUUACCUGAUCCAGAAUUACAAGUGAAGGGGCUUAAAACCAGUCUUGAUUGUUGAAUUUUUUUCAUACAACUGACUGAUUUUAUGUAGCUGAUGAGGGCUCUUUGGUUUGUGUUCUGGAGAAGAGAACGCAUUGUGGUGCUUCAGAAAGAUACAAACUCAUAUGCAUUUCCUCAUUAUGUAGCUAACUUCAUGUAGACCCAUUAAUAAUUACACAUGGCCAUGUGUCAAUAUGGCAUGGUACUAGGAAGAAAUUGAUACCCCUGUCCAAAUUAUCUUGUUAUCUAUAUUAUUAUUCAAAUACCUUAUUAUUAGUAAGAUUUGGGAGCAUAACGAGGGCACCCUAAGCUUAUAAUGAAGCUAUAUUACAGCAAGUCAACAGAAAUGCAUUCCUGUCUUUCAACAUGGUAGUAGGAGGUCACUGCCCCUAAAGCACAGUGGCGCAGGAGCAGGACUUUACAGAGGAGUGUGGAAUUUUGAGACUUGCAUCCAGUUUGGGUGGUAGAAAAGCUGUACCAUGAAUAGAUCUUUUCAGAGAUCUGAAGGCUUGAGUUACAUGGACGUCCUUUUCUGGUGUCUUUAGUAUCUUCUAGGAAUUCCUUUUAUUUCCUCUGGUAAGAAAAGUAAAAGGCAAUCUCUUCUUAGAAGUGUGCAAAUAAAAGGCAGAGAAGAUACUCUUCAGUGUCUGCCUGCUAGUCUGGCAAAGUUAAACACACAGUUCAGUGAGCCCUAUGGAAAAAACCCCAAACCCUGGACUGUUAAAUCUUUAUGUACGUGUUUGACGUUGCAAUAGAUCUGAUUGAGAGGGCAGAAAAGGCAUCCUUUCUCACUGGUGCCAAAAUUAGUUCAAUUUGGAAGUGUGUCUCUAAAUGUCUCUCCGUACACAGAUUAACUGUAAUGACUGUUCAUGCUUCAUGUCAUCUCCUGAUUUGUGUUAGGUUAGUUGUGUUAUGGGUCCUGGUCACGACUUUUAUGUGGUUUUCCAAAUGUUUUCAGUAUCUUUCCUGAACCUUUUGUCUUUACAAAAUGUAGAGUUAAUUCCUAAGGAGUUAAUGCUCCACAUCGCCCUCAUCUGAGUUUUCCAGUAAAUGUCCCAAUUAAAAUCUUCACAAAUGUU